Molecule: messenger RNA, 4271 nt
Organism: Biomphalaria glabrata
Lineage: Eukaryota; Metazoa; Mollusca; Gastropoda; Planorbidae
Product: thymidine kinase 2, mitochondrial-like
Exons: 9
Coding region: 36-998 (320 amino acids)
Biological process (GO): nucleobase-containing compound metabolic process
Cellular component (GO): cytoplasm; mitochondrion
Molecular function (GO): ATP binding; deoxynucleoside kinase activity
Source: RefSeq, a predicted model, not a curated record
ACUGAAAAUAAAACUACGUAAGCCAUGCGCACAUUAUGAAGUCUUGUCUGCUGUUUGUUAAGUCAGCAUUUAGACCUAGAUCUAUUCUAACUUCAAUACAAGAGGCAUUCUUUUUUGAAAAACCAUUCACUUUCAUUUAUAAAAGGACACUUUCUACAUCUGCGAAUUUAUAUUCAAAUUCAAGUAAAACAAAGUCUCAAUCGCCAUCAAAAUCAAUGUCACUCAUUGACCCAAUGGCAUCAUCACAACAUCUAGAUUCUUGCCAAAGUGAAAUUCUAAUUGAUGAAUUAAAAGAACGACUUUCCAAUACAAAACAUAAAUUUGUGGUCUGUGUUGAAGGAAACAUUGGUUGUGGAAAGACAACUCUGCUAGACUACUUCAAGAAAACUAAAAACUGUGAGAUCCUGGCUGAGCCUGUAGACAAAUGGAGGAAUAUUGAUGGACAUAAUGCUUUGGAACUGAUGUAUAAGGACCCACAUCGAUGGGGCAUGACUCUACAGACCUAUGUACAACUUACAAUGCUCCAGGCACACACCAAAGUUCAGGAAUACCCAGUGAAAUUGAUGGAGAGGUCACUUUAUAGUGCUAAAUAUUGUUUUGUGGAAAAUCUUUAUAAAAGUGGCAAGAUGGCUGACAUAGACUUCAUUGUUCUAACUGAAUGGUUCAAUUGGAUUAUCCAGACACAAAAUGUGAAAGUUGAUCUAUUUGUGUAUCUGAGAACUGAUCCUGAAGUUCUCUUCUCAAGGAUUAAACAACGGCAUCGUGAAGAAGAAAUGGGAAUUCCAUUAGAAUACUUGAAGGAUCUCCACCAGCUUCAUGAAGAUUGGUUUAUCCAUAAGAAAAUUGGAACCACAAAAGAUGUAGAAGUUUUGGUUAUAGAUGCCAACAGCUCUUUGGAAGACAUGGAAAUAGCAUAUGAGAAGCACAGAGAAAAAAUUUUACCUUUCAUUUCUUCCUCGUCUCUCCCAGUUGAAACAUUGGAGGGACUUGGCCAUUAGAUCAGCCGAGUCUGUCACUCUCUAGUCUCUGAACUGAAACUGGCUCAAGUAUCUAGAUCAGAGAUAACAGCACACUGGUCUGCAUGCUCUCCAGAAAGAUUUAUUUUGAGAGGGAUUUCAUGAUGCCAGUGUCUAAACAACACUCAGAAUGGAAAUAGAAGCAUUUGAAAAAAAUGGUUCCAUUCUAACAUGAAUUAUAAGUAGAGUUUUAUAUGAAUAUUGAUUGCGGAGCUCUACAAGUAUUAGCCAACUCCUACAAAAAGUAAACAUCAAACUUGUCUACCAAGAGCAGAGAUAAAAUAUGUUUGGAAUUUUGUUCAAAUGUUCAUAAACAUAUUAUGUGGUCAACAUGAUGAUCUGUUAUACUUUACUCUGUGCUGUAGUAAAAACCACUAAAAACUCCACUUGAAUCCGCAAGAUUUGGUCUGCUCCUGUAUCUCACAAGAUUAAAAUAUUCUAGAAAUGAAUUGAAAAUUUAUUGCAAAAAGUUUUGCUUUCUAUCAAAUGUUAUUUUCAACCAUAUAUAUUUCACAUGUUUAAAGUGGUGUAUACAAGUACACUCAACCAUUGUACAUACUCCAUCCAACAAGAUGACCAAUAUGCACUAGCACUUGUAUACCCAAAGGUAUCUUUGUCUUUCAUAGCCAACUGAAACGUUUUAUUUUCAAAAUGAUCUAAUGAGAAUUAAAACACGUAAUCCGUCAUGUUUUACACAAAAUCUUUUACACAACUCUGGAUUUACAUCCAAUUGUAUUUUUAUUUUGGAUCACAACUUUGCUAAUGUAGGCUUUGGGAAAACUUUAUCCUUUGCUUUUAGCACAAUGUACUCCCACAGAUUGUUUACAGUAGGUUGGGAAAAUAUCAUGCGUCGCCCUUCCCUACUGAUUCAUUUAGCCAAGUGAAACUUGGUUGUCCAAGGUGUUAAUAGCGUUACAGCAGCUUUACCCUUGCCUUUGGAAUGUCAAACAGUUCUGAAGCCAUUUUGCAUUUUCCGUCUAUUUGUAAAAUCUCUUUUGAUUCUCUUCAAUUAAAGUUUAAAAAAAAACAAAAAACUUGAUUCUUUUUAAGUCUCCACAGUAAAUGAUCUCAUAUUUUGUUUUAUUAAAAAUUAUUUUUUGUGUGUAUUAUAUUAUGAGACUAUGUUGGGGUAAGGUUACAAAUGGUCUAAAUUAUAUUAUGAGACUAUGUUGGUGUAAGGUUACAAAUGGUCUAAAUUAUAUUAUGAGACUAUGUUGGUGUAAGGUUACAAAUGGUCUAAAUUAUAUUAUGAGACUAUGUUGGUGUAAGGUUACAAAUGGUCUAAAUUAAAUUAUGACUGUGUUUUUGGUGUAAUGUUGAAAAUGUUCUUAAUAAAAAUUGUCUCUGUGUUCCAAAUGCAUUUGUGUUGGACAAGGCUGUGAUAUUUAAUUAUCUAUGGCCAGAUUUUUUAAUGCAAUAAGUUUAUCUUAAGUGCCACAAUUUUCAUUUCAUUGCAAUAAGAAAAAUGGAUCCAUGUUGAUUAGAAGAAAUUUGUGCAAAUCCAGACCAAUAUUAGCUUAUGCAUCUUUUAUUGAGGAACUGCUCAACUCAAAAAAUUAGAGCUCUUUUUUUUCAAAGUCUCAUUAGAACCUAAAAACCAAUGACUUUCUAGAGUUGAAGUCUAUAAUUAACAUGUGUGAAUAGAUUGACACAUGAUACAAAUACUUAAUGAUCAUCUUUGAAGGAACAUCUGUAAUUUAUAAGUCUCCAUUGUUAUUUUGAUACAGUCGAGUUUCAUCAGUUUCUGAGGAUGUAGUGUGGCUAAUUCAACCAAUAAAAAUGUAAUGUCCAUGAUGGUUUAUUUUAAUCUAGUUAGAAUGUGGCUACUUUCACUUCUAAGGAAUAUCAGAGGAGUUGUCUCCAUUUGGACUAGGCCUUUGAAUUCAGCUUUGGGAUUGUCAUAGAAUGCAACUUAUUUCUGUUUAUUUUUGUGGAUUACAAUAUUUAUUGCAGAAUUAAUCUCUGAUUUACCCUUCCCUAUCAGUUAGGACAUGAGAGAGAGUUAUGAUUAGAGAGUAAUUAGACUACAAUAAGUAGCAGAAUGUGACAGUAUAAGUAAAUUCAUUAGAUUGGAAAUGGAAAGAUUCUAUAUUAUAAAUCAGUUCACAAUGACUCCUGUUAUUUUUUUGUUUGCCACCAUGCCAAGAAUUAAGUUUCACUAUUCAAUAUUUAUUAACCAGUUUCAAUUAUGGUAAGAGACAAUAAAUGAAACAGUACCUUAUAAGUUUUUCAAAUUUUCCCUUUUUAUGCCUGUUGGUCCAGUGGGGAAUUUUUUGUUUUCCAGUUCUGGUUGACGUUUGUUUUUAUUGAUAAAUUCUUGAACUUUUUACAAAAUAACACAAUCAUGUACUAGCAAGUUAGUCACACACACAGGGACGGUCUUUUGUGGGUGUCAUUCCUUGGGAAAAAUGCCAAUCCUACGCUUUCAUGUAAUAAAAUGUAAUAAUCAGGCGAAUUUUCACCUUUAUUGGAAGUUCCAAUACUUAAUUUACUUUUAAAGUAAAGUUGAUUUGAUCGCAAUUUUGUACUUAGUAAAGAUUGAAUAAAAUUCAAAGUCAAUUUUUUUUCUAAUACAAAAUUUUAAUUUUUACGUAUUAUCCUUAUCACAACCCAGACUAGGCCCCGCGCAAUCAGUUUCGCAUAGGGCCCCGCAAUUGUUAGAUCCGUCCCUGCACACACACAUUAUGUUGCCAACAUUAACUCUCCCAUUCACUCAGAUUAUUAUCCUUAAUUUUUUAACCGGCUUUGUUGGAUACAAAUGAGGAUCUCAGUUCACUUCCUGUGUAAUCAUCAGAAAUUGUGAAUGUCGUAGCAUCCAUCCAACUAUUGAAUGAUACCAAAUGUCUUUUACAUCUUGCUUUCUCAGAAGGGUUUUAUAUGUAUGAAUACUAAAUAUAUAAUUCAUUUUUAAGCCCAAAAGUGAAAGCUUGUUAAAGACCAUAGAUGGUCGUGUGGUAUACACAUUGGACUGAUGUCAUGAAUUCAUGGGUUCAAUGCCUGCCUGCUGUCAUCCCCUGUCGUACUGUGGGAGGUUUAGGCUAGGAUGUAAUUAUCUUCAGAAACUGAAGGAACAACCGAAAUAUUUUACAAACAAGUAGUGAGAUUGGAUCCAUUAACCUCUAUAUUCAACAUAAAUAAUAAACCUGAUUUUAACAAUUUUUGACAUCUUGUUUAAAAAAUGGUUUACACAUAUUUGCAUAAAUUACGCAGAGUGUAUUUUGAAAAUAAAAAAGUAUGCUAUUAAAGGAUCAAAAA